Molecule: messenger RNA, 2519 nt
Organism: Paramacrobiotus metropolitanus
Lineage: Eukaryota; Metazoa; Tardigrada; Eutardigrada; Parachela; Macrobiotidae
Product: serine/threonine-protein kinase Nek9-like
Exons: 3
Coding region: 257-2314 (685 amino acids)
Biological process (GO): protein phosphorylation
Molecular function (GO): protein kinase activity; ATP binding; protein binding
Source: RefSeq, a predicted model, not a curated record
AUGUUUAUGAUUACGUGACUGCGGUUUUUCGGUUGUGUUAUCUUGUCACGAUAGCUUUAUUUCAUAAGCUGCAUUAUGGUUUCUUAGUAUUGCUGCUUUAAAAUGCCGUUAGUACUGUAUAUUCAGGCUAGAUAACUAUUUUAGCGGCUUUUGCUACUGGUAGAUGAAACCCACUAUGAAGGGAGCAAUGAAUCUGGGCACCAUUUUGCCCAAGGAAUUUAUAUUGCGCUGAACGGCAAGCAGAUUUAUACCUGGUAUGUAUCUGCUAAAGAAAAUUGUGAAGAACAGCGGGUUCCAAAAUGACAAUGCAGCUGGAGGGAUUGCCCCCCAAGGCAGUUUCGAAAUAGUUGGUUAUGAGGACGCAGCGGAACGGAUUUACGAUGACGAUACAACGGAAACAAACGACAACGACGAUGCAGCCGAAGUCAUGGGAAGAAAUAUGCAGUACCGUUACUCAAAUGUUGACUAUAUUGGACGGGGAUCGUUUGGCGUUGUGUAUAAAGCCAAAGUAACAAAACGUGGCAGUUAUACCGGAGAGCAGAUUAUCGCUGUCAAAGUGAUACACGCUUACAACCACUCUACGGAUGCGGAGGAAAAAGAACGUUGGACGAAUGCCUUGACAAGACUGAGGAGGCUCACUGAACUAUCUCACAAGCAUCUCGUGGUUUAUCACAAAGUUUCCAUCACCCCUGCUUCCGGUGGAGUGAUUGCCGAGCUGGUUAUGGAUUACUACAAAGGUGACCUUGCUUCGUUCCUGAAGGACACAAAGGAGAAUGAAGACCUUCGAAACAGCUUCAAUUAUAGAAAGGUUAUAAAAUUCACCAUAUAUAUAGCUCGUGGAUUGGAGUACCUGCAUCGGAAUGGCAUAAUUCAUGGAGAUCUGAAGCCCGAAAACAUCCUUGUACAAAUCGCAGAAGGUGGCCGUGAAAAGCUUCGAAUCGGCGAUUUGGACGACUUAAUACAAAUGCACCAAAGCCACACUUGUUCCGAAGAUUUUUUGAAAAUUCGUGGCACAACACGGUAUAUGUCACCGGAAAUGCUAAUUAAAUUUAUCAAAACAGCAGAGUCAUUACCACCAGGAAGGAAGACGGAUAUCUGGAGUUUGGGCUGCAUAAUUCUGGAAAUGGCCGAAUGCUCUAAAAAUGUAUCCAAAAAGCAACUCGUAAUGGACGCGAACGUUGUAGAUGGAGGAAGCGAAAUAAGUGAAACCCAGUACGCUACGCUGAUCAUCGACGGUUACGUGCCGUUUGUGGAUGGCGCCAUUGAAGAAAACCUGGGGCGUGUCAUCCAGCAGUGCCUGCGUCGAACAGUUGGAGAGAGAAUAUGCGUAGACGCACUGCUGAGUGUCUUUAAGAUUCAAAAGAAACAAGUUAUACUAUUUUUUCCACACCCCGGCCACAUCGAUCAGGUGUUGAUAUUUAAUCCUUCGACCAGUUCCUUUACUGUUCGGGAAGUGCUUGGGUCACCAGCAGCCCUAUGGGGACCAUAUGCCGUGUUAGCCGGUCCAAAAUCAGAGGUGAUAUUCGUACAGCGAGUAAAAACUCGUGCGGGUAGCGCAAAUAAUGUGUUCCACUUCUGGAAUCUGAUGGAAGGGAGAUGGCGUGAGAUUACGCCUUCCAGGCAGUCAUCAUUCAGUGAAGCGAUUGUAGUGAAGCACCGGGUUUACCUUCGGAAUAAAAUGAAAUUCUUUGCGGAAAUGGACGCUUUUACUGGUCGGAUUGCUUCCCUGAAGACACCUCGAAAAGCUUAUCAUUGCAGUCUUGAUCCAAGUGCAGUGGCAAAAUGUGGCAAAUAUAUAUUCUAUGUCACAUGGGACUGCUUGCUGCGAUACAAUACGGAGAACCACGAAUGGCGGUCCUUGCCGAAUUUGCCAGAGAAGCGAUGGGACUUUGCAGUGGCGGUCGUUAAUGGAUACAUGUACGUUAUCGGCGGCAAGGUACCUGAUUCUGUAGGCGGCGACACAGACCGUAUCGCAACAGCUGAUUGCAUUCGUUUGAAUCUGGAUGCUCCUGAUCCUACUUGGGAAAACAUGUCGCUGCUUGCGCAACCCCGAUACUGGCAUGCGGCUUGCGUUGUCCAGGAUAGGAUAUAUGUCUGCGGUGGUAGACAUGCUGCAGAACAGCACGCACUUGCAAUAGAGUUUUAUGAUACCAAUAACGACGCAGAAUGGUCGAUCGUAAGCUUGCUGGAGAAAGAUGAACAAAUGAUAUCUAAUUUCGCAGCAAAUAUUAAGCCCGGGGAUCCGUGGUAUGGAGUAUUGAGCGCGUUGACUGUUGAUUUGGAAAGUGAGAUUGUCAUAAACAUUUCUGUUUGAAGUUACUAAGUUUGUAACCAAGCAGCGUAUUUCAGAAAUGUCUUGAGGUCGGUUCUUGCGAGAACGCAUUCGCCGAGGCAUCGGUUGCACAGCAGUCGCAUCACAAAAAUCAUUUUGCAUAAAUUACUGGAGUUUUAUAACUUAGUUUAUGUAUAAUGUCUGUUUCCCGAAGCAGACAGCGAUAAAUAAAGUUCUGUAUCGCAUA